GCCGAUACGAAGUCGGUUACCGUGGAAUUCAAAUCGAGGCUCAUUUCCGAAGAAGACAAAUUGUGGAAAGAUCGUGCCGAUGAAGAGCAAACCGCGCGCGAUGAUACAACCCCUUCGCAAGAAGACGACGGCACCGAUGGUGUCAGUCGUCGGACUGGACUCGGACACACUGCACAUGGCACAGCAGCUGCUCACGUUCAGUCGACCGCCGACCCCAACACGGGAAUUUGCCACCACCACCACCACCACCGACGAAAUCCACCAACACUCGCAGUUGCUUACACCGCCGCACAAGAUCGUGUCCCCCCUCAAGUUUAAGCGCCUCAGCAUGUCACCGGUUCCAUUUCCGAACGCCGCGCUGUCGUCCAUGCUCAUCAAUUCAUGCGAGAAUAUCGCGCCCGAGGAACUCCUCCGACAGCAUCGCCUGCGCUUCAAAGCAGUCCGCAAGCGGUGGCAAAAGUGGCAUCACGAACGACACAAGCGCCUGUCCCGCUUCGAGUUCAAACAAUCGCCGCGUCCAUCCAGUCCAUCAACGCCUUGCCAGCCCCAUAAGAGGGAGACGAACCACGCCGUCAUAUGCAGGACAAUCAUUUGAAUCAUCCCUUGUUCAUUUUGUAAUCAUUUUUGAAUGUGUUAUUGUGCUUGCCCAUGGUGUAAAGUGACUUGCCACUUGAUCCACGCCAAUAAGCACGUUGCCACAUUUGCGUUCACUGUACCUAUCACUAUCAUCAUGCCGACUUGCCAAGUUCUUUAUCGUUUUCCGCUGUGAUGGAAGGCGUCAUGAAGGUUGCGGCGAGGGGGUCGGGGUCGUGGGUCAUGAUCUCAUCGAGGCGCUUCAUGCAUGUCGCGGUGUUUGGAAUCAACGUGACGGGUUCCCACGUGAUCGUGUCGGUGGUGGAGGUGGACACAUCUCCGCUCGCUUUCUGCAUGCAAUAUGAUCACAUUACGUGAUUGAUGGAGAAACGUACCUUGCGGCCGAGGGCCAACGUCCGCUUGAGCAUGGCGGAGAUCUGGGUCGGGUUCAAGAUGGGUUCCGCAUGCUUCUGCACAGCCUCCAUGCGGUCCUGCACCUGCUUCGUGGAGGCAGCCAUCGCGUCUACUAUGCGCUCCAUAUGAUCAAUGGCGCGAAAUUGCCGCUGCAAGAGGUCGCUUCGAUGGAGCAGCAGGGCGAUGGACUCGCGGGUUUCUUCGUCCGUUUCCAAGUCGACAUGCGCGUCCACGAACGCACAUGCCUCGUCAAUCUUGUACAUGGCAAGAGCCAAACGCUCCUCCAACGCCUGGGUCACAUUGUUUCGCUCAAAGAUCUGCCCCGCGAAGUCAGUGCAUGCCGCCUUCAAGUUCUCCUUCAUGUUGCCAGAAUG
Messenger RNA from Aphanomyces astaci, 1361 nucleotides. RefSeq lists its product as hypothetical. The record is from RefSeq and is a predicted model, not a curated record. Lineage: Eukaryota; Oomycota; Saprolegniomycetes; Saprolegniales; Verrucalvaceae. The transcript has 4 exons. The coding region runs from base 80 to 595 and encodes 171 amino acids.